Fragaria vesca subsp. vesca is the source of this 1239-nucleotide messenger RNA. Its product is annotated as protein UNIFOLIATA-like. Bases 1 to 1239 code for a protein of 412 amino acids. NCBI's taxonomy places the organism in Eukaryota, Viridiplantae, Streptophyta, Magnoliopsida, Rosales, Rosaceae. The transcript has 3 exons. Gene Ontology annotation, biological process: regulation of DNA-templated transcription. Gene Ontology annotation, molecular function: DNA binding. The record is from RefSeq and is a predicted model, not a curated record.
AUGGAUCCAAAUGCGUUCACUGCGAGUUUGUUCAAGUGGGACCUCCGUGGCAUGGCUGUUCCGCCGAACCGGCUUCAGCUCGAGGCGGCGGCCGCGGCCGCAGUUGCUCCCCAACAAGUCGCCGCGGCUGCCGCAGCCGCUGGUUACUCGGUGCGGGCGCCGAGGGAGACUGGGGGGCUGGAGGAGAUGUUCCGGGCUUAUGGAGUGAGGUACUACACGGCGGCAAGGAUAGCGGAGCUCGGGUUCACUGUGAGCACGCUUUUGGACAUGAGGGAUGAGGAGCUUGACGACAUGAUGAACAGCGUGUGUCAGUUUUUCCGGGUGGAGCUACUCGUCGGGGAGAGGUACGGCGUCAAGUCUGCCAUCCGAGCUGAGAAGAGACGACUUGAGGAGGAGGACUCGCGGCGGCGCCACGCUCUCUCCGGUGACACCAACGCUAUGGAUGCUCUCUCACAAGAAGGGCUGUCGGAGGAGCCAGUGCAACAAGAGAGGGAGAUGGUGGGGAGUGGCGGAGGAGCAGCAUGGGAAGGGGGUACGGCGGCGGAGAGGCGGAAGAAGCUGAGGAGGAUUAGGAGAGGUGGUGGGCAUAGAAGUAGUAACGAGGGUAUUGAUGAUGAUGAGGAUGAAGAGAACGAUGACAGAAUCAAUGGAGGAGGAGGGGAGCGCCCGGGUAGGGCAUUAGGUAUGAGGGGUAGUGGGAGAGAGAGACAGAGGGAGCACCCCUUCGUCGUCACGGAGGCUGGGGAGGUGGCACGUGGCAAAAAGAACGGACUGGAUUACCUCUUCCAUCUCUACGAGCAGUGCCAUCAGUUUCUGACCCAGGUCCAGAACAUUGCCAAGGAGCGCGGUGAAAAAUGUCCCACCAAGGUCACAAACCAGGUGUUUAGAUAUGCGAAAGAGGAAGGAGCGAACUACAUCAACAAGCCGAAAAUGCGGCACUACGUUCACUGCUACGCGCUGCAUUGUCUGGACGAGGAGCGUUCAAUUGCGCUGAGGCGUGAGUGCAAGCUGCGAGGAGAGAACAUCGGGGCAUGGAGGCAGGCGUGCUACAGGCCUGUUGUGGAAAUAGCUGCAGGCCAAGGUUGGGACAUUGACGCCAUUUUCAGUGCACAUCCUCGACUAUCUGUUUGGUAUGUUCCUACCAAACUUCGUCAGCUUUGUCACGCCGAACGCAACAAUGCCGCUGCCUCUAGCUCCGCCUCAGGUGGAAGCGGUACUGCUGAUCCGCUUCCCUACUGA